GAAAGUGCCCAAACGACGAUCGGUCAGGAAAGUGAACCAGCGGCCCACGAGACUCCGGCGCCCACCCGACCUCGCCACCUCGGAACCCUAGCCGCCCCGCCCAUGGAGAUCGCCGUCGACCGGCGCCGAUAGCGGGACGCAAGGGAGGACGUUCCGUGACCCUGUGAAUCGCUCCGCCCGAGGCGUGUGGCGCGGAGAGGGAAGGAGAGGGGAAGGAGAGGAGGGGGAGAGUCCGGCGGGGCGCGAUGUCGGUGCGGAUCAAGGCGGUGGUGGACCGGUUCGUGAAGGAGCUGCAGGAGGCGCUGGACGCGGACAUCCAGGACCGCAUCAUGAAGGAGCGCGAGAUGCAGAGCUACAUCGAGGAGCGCGAGCGCGAGGUCGCUGAGCGGGAGGCCGCGUGGAAGGCCGAGCUCUCCCGCCGCGAGGCAGAGAUUGCACGGCAAGAGGCCAGGCUGAAGAUGGAAAAGGAGAACCUGGAGAAGGAAAAGAGCGUCCUCAUGGGAACUGCCUCCAGCCAGGACAACCAAGAUGGAGCCCUUGAAAUCACCGUCAGUGGUGAGAAGUACAGGUGCCUUCGUUUCUCCAAGGCAAAGAAAUGAGAGGAGAUGAACUGGCACUGAGGAGCUGUAGCUUGUGUGCUGUACUCAAUAGUCAGUACUGGACUAUACAUGGUCCCGUAGCCUUGCUUAGCCCUUAUUUGAUCCAAAUUGGAUUCUUUUUUCUUGUACAGGAAAAUCCUGAAAUGUAGCGAAACAGAGUAAUGUAUUUACUGAUGUUAUAAGACUGGCAUUUAAAAAACUGGGCAGUUAGAACAUCUGCAAUGGACCUAAUGACGACUGAAGACUGCUGUCA
Setaria italica (foxtail millet) is the source of this 852-nucleotide messenger RNA. RefSeq lists its product as uncharacterized. The transcript has 2 exons. Bases 246 to 599 code for a protein of 117 amino acids. Lineage: Eukaryota; Viridiplantae; Streptophyta; Magnoliopsida; Poales; Poaceae. The record is from RefSeq and is a predicted model, not a curated record.